CCCCGGCGGCGCGGCGCGGCCCCGCCCCGGAGGCCGGCACGCCGCCCCGCUCGCUCGCUCGCUCGCUGGCUGCCGGGGAACAUGGCCGAAGUCGGGGAGGACAGCAGCGGGGCGCGGGCUCUGCUGGCGCUGCGCUCGGCGCCCUGCAGCCCCGCCGCGGCGCCCCCUCCCGGGCCGCCGCCCCCGGCCGCGCCGCCCGCCGCCGCCGGCCCGGUGCUGGCGCGGCUGCAGGGCCGCGAGUUCGAGUUCCUCAUGCGGCAGCCGGCCGUCACCAUAGGCCGCAACUCCUCGCAGGGCUGCGUGGACGUCAACAUGGGCCACUCCAGCUUCAUCUCGCGGCGGCACCUGCAGCUCAGCUUCCAGGAGCCGCACUUCUACCUGCGCUGCCUCGGCAAGAACGGCGUCUUCGUGGACGGCGCCUUCCAGCGCCGCGGCGGCCCGGCCCUGCAGCUGCCGCCGCAGUGCACUUUUCGAUUCCCUAGCACGGUUAUAAAAAUCCAGUUCACAUCUUUAUACCAUAAAGAGGAAGCAAAAGAGGAAGCUUCGUCGCCUCCGCUUCGGCCGCUUUACCCUCAGAUAUCGCCUCUGAAGAUCCACAUUCCGGAGCCGGAUCUCCGGAGCGUGGUCAGCCCCCUCCCGUCCCCCACCGGCACGAUCAGUGUUCCCAACUCUUGCCCGGCCAGUCCACGUGGUGCUGGAUCCUCAGGAUAUCGUUUCGUUCACAACAUUACCUCGGAUCUGCAGCUGGCAGCAGAAUAUGCCGCAAAAGCAGCAUCAGAACAGCAGGCAGAUGCAUCUGGCGGGGACAGCCCAAAGGAUGAGUCCAAGCCACCGUACUCUUAUGCUCAGCUAAUCGUGCAGGCCAUAUCGUCGGCACAGGACAGACAGUUAACACUAAGUGGGAUCUAUGCCCACAUUACCAAGCAUUAUCCGUAUUACAGGACUGCUGACAAAGGCUGGCAGAAUUCCAUUCGGCACAACCUCUCCUUGAACCGUUACUUUAUCAAAGUCCCACGCUCUCAGGAGGAGCCUGGAAAAGGCUCCUUUUGGCGAAUUGACCCUGCCUCUGAAGCCAAACUAGUAGAGCAGGCAUUUAGAAAACGAAGGCAAAGAGGAGUGUCCUGCUUCCGAACACCUUUGGGGCCUCUCUCCUCCAGGAGCGCUCCCGCCUCCCCUACUCACCCUGGCCUGCUGUCCCCUCACUCUAGUGGCCUACAGACUCCAGAGUGCCUGUCGCGGGAGGGCUCACCCAUUCCACACGAUCAUGACUUUGGGUCAAAGUUAGCCUCAGUUCCAGAGUAUCGGUAUUCACAAAGUGCACCUGGGUCUCCAGUCAGUGCCCAGCCAGUGAUUAUGGCUGUUCCUCCCCGGCCAUCUACUCUGGUGGCAAAACCAGUCGCCUACAUGCCGGCAUCAAUAGUGACUUCUCAACAGCCUUCAUGUCAUGCAAUUCACGUAGUUCAACAAGCUCCCACUGUUACAAUGGUCCGAGUUGUGACCUCCUCUGCAAACUCUGCAAACGGAUACAUCCUCACAAAUCCGGGCACAGCAGGAGGAGCUCACGAAGCUGCAGGAGCAGUGCUGGACUUAGCUGGUGACCACCGAGUAGGCAUGGAUGAAAAGCCAACAAUUGCAUUUGCCACGAUACCUACAGCCAGCCGUGUUAUUCAGACAGUCGCCAGUCAAAUGGCCCAGGGGGUUCCAGGACAGACGGUCACGAUCCUUCAGCAGGCAGCUCCAGUGACCAUCGGACAGCACCAGCUCCCUGUGCGGGCCGUCACCCAGAAUGGGAAACAUGCUGUCCCCACCAACAGCAUCACCGGCAGUGCUUAUGCUCUUACAAAUCCAUUGCAGCUUCUUGCAGCACAGGCCAGCUCGUCCACUCCUGUUGUAGUCAGCCGGGUAUGCGAGACGGCGACUGAAGAGACAGCAGCAGCCUCUUCCAGUGAACCUGAAGUCAAAAGAGCCCGGAUAGAAGAGCCCAGCGGAGCAGUCCCAGCCCAAACUGGUGUCAUCACAGCUGCAGUGCCACAAGGACAGGCAACCAGUGAAUGAAGAGCCGGUGGGAGGAGCUGGCAUGGUGCGGGGUGGGCAUGGGAUGGCAGCAGCCCCUAAAGCAGCUUUCAAAGAAAACAAACCACAACUGUAACAGCUUGAAACAUAGAGAAUAAAAAGCUCUUUUUAAAGUCAGAUUUUUUUUUAAAUGGGAGGUCAACAGCUGUUAGAAUCAUAAGGUGCCAAAAAGAAUGAAAAACCCCUCCCGAGAACCCAUACCUGGAACUCUGUUCUGUCUUUACCUAUGGGAUAUUUUUUCUCUUUUUUUUUUUUUUUUUUUUUAAGAUUCAAAAAAAUAUACAGACAACUGAUUGUAUGACUGCUGGGAUUUUUUUUUAAACUGUCUUUUCCCCUUUUGGCUCCAAGGGGAUGGGAUUUGCAGUUCAGCAUCUAAAGGAAUGUAACACAGAUACAGUCUGCUCCCUGGAAAGAAAACUCCUCAUUUUCUAUGCCUUAAUACUCUGCUUCUCAGAGCUUUGAAACAUAGGACCAUUUAAAAGGGCCACCUAAGGCAAUCAAAUGCUGAAAGAUGGGUGCAGUACCUCACAACAACAGCAUUAAAGAAACAUGGUACCAAGCUUAAAGAAAAAGGCAGAAUGAUUUUUUUUUUUAAUAGAAAAAUUCUGAAUAUGAAUGAAUGUUUAUUUAUGUGGGGAUUCAGGAGGAAGAGUUACACAGCUCAACCACCUGGAUUUCCAAAUGCAACUUCUCUCCAUUCCCUCUGAGGGAGAAUAAGAUAACAGAGGAACUGUAUUAAUUUGGUUCCUGAAAAGAAAUUAAAAACAAAGGGUUUUGUACCUUCAAUGUUUUCUUACAGUUAUUCAUCACUUGCUCUGGACGACAGCCAAAGUAUCUUGAUGACUGAGGGUUACGUGGGGAUGGGCGUCUCUGAAAUGUUCUGGGUGUAUCUGGUUUUCUUUGUGUUCACGUCUGUGCUGGAGCACUGACUAGGGUUUGUUCAAAACGAGCGUUGGAGAUUCAAGACCUUGUCUCUGUGAACCUGAGAAAAUACCAGUCAGCCUGGUGCACUAAAGUGGUCUGCUUCCAUCCCUGCUAGAAGCAUGGUCCCCUGGUUGGAAAACUGUAUGGGCAGUGGUCAGAAGGCCAGGGUUGUCUCUGACCCUCUGCCAUGGGGUAGCAGCCAGGCUCCGGUGUUAGGCUGCUGCGAGGGAGGUUGAGUGCUGGGGUGAGAGGCAGCAGAGCGCACGGACAGUAUUUAAUGCAAAUUCUGUAAGGUGCAGAGACCGAGGAUGAAGAGGCCUUUUAUUUUCUUUGAGGGAAAAGUCAUUUGGGCAUCUUCAAGUUCAGGCUGGAAAACCUGUUUGGGGUUUUCUUUCAUUUCCCAAUUCCCUCUCCCCUCGCUCCCAGUAACAUGUUUGGUUGGUCAGUAGGAGCAGGCUUUUGCUUCAGCUAUAUUCCAGGCUCUGUUUCUAGUACAUCUUACAAGUGGAGCAGAUUUGAGUCACUUGAACCACGUGGAGAAGUGGGUGUGCGUGACAUGCCGUGUGACUGGUAAAGAAAUCAGCCUCUCCUUAGCCUCCAGGUAACCCAUUCGGUUCUACGCGUUUGGUCCCUUUGGCUAACUUGUCCUCUGGCUACACAGCAGGUAUCUUUUAACUUGGAAAACUUUAUAGCUUUGGUAAAGGCAAAAGAGGCUUAGCAUGGAGGGGAUGUCUUCUGCAGGUUCUCCCUCCGCCUGUACUGACUUACUGUGGGGUCGUUGUCUCGUUGUCCGGUCUGACAGUGCUGUUCCAGAGCAGAGGGACGCAAGUCUGCCAUCUGACCGUGGUGCAGAGAUUUCUCCAGUCUGCCGUGAAGGAUGCUGUCAGCAUGUCCACGGGGAUCAGGGAUUAAAGCACAACACUUUAAUGCCUGCUAGAAUUUGGGGAGAGGGGUGGAGAUCCAAGAGGUGACAGCUGGUAUCACUUGUUCCCUCCUAGGUUUCCUUUCUCUUUGCCAAAUCCUAUUCAAUAGGCGAGUCCCACCACUUGGAUAAAACCCGGGAAUGUUUAUGUUCAAGUCAAUUGUUUUGUGAGGAAAUAUUUCUGAAAGAAGGAAAGAAUUUCUUGGGCUUGUGAUUUGCGGUUAAACUCCACAGUUAGAGGCGCACCAAGUAUUCGGGACAGUUCAUUUAUCUACAGCUAGUCCUUGUGGUUUAGGUGUGGGCCUUUAGUGGUGAGCUAUUAGAUGGGGUUUUAGUGCUUUGAAAUGAUAUUGUGAAUGAGGAUCGUUACCGACCACAACAUAACUGAAGCAGGCCAGCCUGCAGGCUCCCUGGUCUGCGAGGAGGACUAGGUGCGGCAGAGUGAGGAAGCGCACAGAUCAGUUCUGUCGCUUCUGAAGCCUUUUCAAAACCAGAAUUCUAUUAAAAUGGACUUCAAGAAAGCAUACGUGAGCAAGAGCACAGCAUAGUUUAUCUAUGACGAACCAGUGUUUUGGCGUGAAUGCUGUUUUAGAUAUAGACGUGCCUCUGAAACGACCCUGAGGUUAUCGAGCUUUACUGAAAGAGAAGAUUAAUUGGUUUUCCUGUAUGUUAGGUGAGUCAGUGCAAGGUGAGCGACCAACAGAACGCUGUUCAGGACGUGAAGCUGCCAAGUGGGGUUUUUGGGUCCCUCCUGUCCCUGCCUUUUUUUCUUUUGAAAAGUCUCAAUAAUUAGACAGGCCCUGAACCUCUGUAAGCUAAUACAUCACCAUAGAAAUACAUCAGCUGAGUCCUGGUGUUUUCAGAAACUAGUUGUUGCUUUAUAGAUACCUCUUGAAAGCCCAUCUGCCGCUUGAGUGUAUACAUUUGCCUCCUCAGCAUUUAGGACAGAAUAAUACUUUUUCAGUCUCCCUCUUGUGGUUCACAGUGCCUAGUGCUUAAAUUGUGAGUUAAUGAUAAGCAAGUCUCUCUAACCUGUUUACCCAUUCUGCUUGGGGUACCUGAAACUGUCAGUUCAUCCUAUUAGACUUUUGCCUUAUGAGUGGCACAUUUUCCAUCUACGGUAGGAAGCACGAUGCCACUUGGAAAAAAAAUUUUUGUCUAGGUGCAGCAUUGCCUGAUAUUAGGCAAAGUCACAGGUCUUACUAAAAAUCCUGUGGAGAGCUAUGGAGGAAUGUGGUCCUCAUCUGGAACAUCUCAUUUCAGGCCUCCAGAUUAAUUCUUGUAGCACGCUGCCCAGCGCAGAAGGCAGCAUGCUUCAGGAAGCAGAGGGAAAAGGAGCCCCCGUAGCUGCCAGGGCUGCCCUUCCCGCAGAACGUCAGCUCGGAAGGUGGCAAGUCACAGAAACGAGAGGAGCAGCUUAGAGCUGUCUCACUUAUUUUUGGAUCAUGGAAUAAUUUAGGAUCUCUGGAGAUCAUUUUGCAUAGAUACCUUUCAGAAUCAGCUUUUUCAGGCCUUUAAAAUACAGGUGAAUAGAAGUACACCAAUAAAAUUUGUCUUGUUUCCUAUAUUUUUGAUAUUUUUCUAAAAGUUGAUCAGUUUAUUAGCUUGUCAUUGAAGAGAGAGGGGAAAAAAAGGGAAAAAGAAAAAGCAAGCCUAUAUCAGUUGGAACAGACACCUGUUGAAAUUCAGUGUGUGAACAAAUUUAAAUAGCAAUUUUGUGGGUGGAAGGAUGAGGCGUUCCCAGAACGUUACUGGCUCUUCAUUUAGAAGUGGCUGUCAUUUUAACAACGCUUUUCUCAUGAGGGUUGCGGUCAGUAUGCCCAAAAGAGCAGGUAGGCCCUCUUUAAUCGAAAGAAAACAUUUGACCGGUUGCUGUCCGUGUCCAGGGUUCAAACAGGCCAUUUUGGAUUUCUCCCUUUGCUUUUCCAAGCCAUAUCAUUUCAGCUGACCGUGACUCAUGCAUUUCUGCUACUUGACUUGGUUUCCUCAGACUAAGUCCGGUGCAACUCAAAGGUCAUUUUGAAAAACAAGUAGCUGUUUCUUUCUUCUCUGCUGCAUUCAAAUGCUCCUUCAUCCCAGUGUACUCUAACCUGAUCUCCCUCUGCAUCGGUGUUCUGGUCACAGAAUAGUGACUCUGUGUUAGCUGCUUUUACAUGCAAGAAAUACCAUGUCAUUCCCCAGAGAAACCCUUGGAAUCACUUAAAAAAAAAAUGAAUUGUAGCAGUCUUUCCAGUUUCCAUUUUUAACUGGAAAUUGGAACCACUAAAUUUUGUGCUGAGUCGAAAGUCCUAAAUGAAGUCUCCGAUUGAAACUUUUUGAAGUCUGUUUCCACUUUGUUUCUUCCUAGUGGCACAACUCUCCUUAUGCAGGGCAUUAGUCCUGAUUCUCCAGGCUUUCGGUUUUGAGCACUACAGAGAACAGCGAAAGGAGAGGAAUGUCACGGGAUGUGGUGGAAUGUAGAAUGAGGCUUCCAACUAGAAAGCAAAUGCUGUCUUAGUGGUUCUUUGGAGUACUUGGUUUAAUCUAAAUUUGGUCAUCUAAGAUGUUUUUUCCCUGAAGAGUUGCAUCUCCUGUCCUCGAUUAUAUUAAAUGUUUCAGGCUUGAGGAGGAUCAUCUUAUGCCAUCAUCUUCUGCGCUGUGGAUAACAAAGGUCAUGACCUGUCAAGUAUUUGAUCUGCUAUAAAUCGGGCCUGUGAAAACUUAAAAACUGAAUUUUUAAAACAAGUUGAAAUCAUUUUUUGAUGUUUCUUUUUGAUGUUUUUCUCAUCUUAGGCAAUGGCAGAUUAAUUUCACUUUGAUUGCAUUCAGUUUAUAGCAACUUUUUUUGCCUCAGUUUGCAAAAGCUGAAUGCAGUUUUUCUUGGUUUUAUUCUACUAGAAUUACUUAGUUAUUGUUUUGUCUUGACCUUGACUCUUUUGAUACAGGAAGCUUUUUACAGUGAGAUCAAUGUGGUCUGAUUUAGUGAUACCACAACACAGUGCAGAGCACAGAAAUGUAGUUCAUGAUUAGCUCAUAUAUUCUUUUCAUCUCCUCUCUUUCUUCCUUUCUCCCUCGCUCCCCCCCAUACCAUUAAUGCUGUCCCUUGUAGCAUAUCCAGCCUAUCCACUGGCAGGAGCAGUGCCUUGCAUUAAGUCCUACCUAAGGCUGUGCUGAAAGAUGGUUCAAGGAUGCAAAUGUGUGGGAUACGUGGGGCUCCAGAGCAGGAUGAAGGGGGUCAAUUUGGCUACCCUAAUUUAGUUUUUGUUAUAUGUUUUAGAAAUAUUGAACUGUUGGGCACAGGUUGUUCAGGAAAGUGCUUUCACAGAGCCAUGUUAAAGCUUUAUGGGAGGGAAGAAAUAGUUUAAAAAACACCUGAAGCCUGUACAGUGCUUCUAAAAUCAAUGCCAUGAUCUACCUCUGUUUUUAUUGGGGAGGAGGAAAAUUACUGUGUCUCAAGCCUCUUGCUUUUUGAUACUAAGCAUCAUUAGUAAAGAUGUUAAUGGCUGAAUUAGCAUUAGGUAGUAGACUGUACACAAGUAGGUUUUUUUCUUAAACUUGGUUUCAUAUGUGCCUCAGACAUCUGCCUUGUCAGAGCACCUGUUACUGGCUUACAGCUGCUAUUCAGAGUCACCUUCCACGCUUUUUCCCCCUUUUCAGUAGGGAAAAGCCAGCAGUAAAAUAAAAUUUGAAGUGCAAAAGGCUGGGGACCGAUACGUAAGCAAGUGAGAGUGACUGACCUGAGUUUUCAUGCAGUAUGAUGUGGAACAUUAUUCACUGCCUGCUGGAGGCAUUAAAUUGGAGUUGGAGCUUUUCCUCCAUAUUAGCAAGGAGGUUUCCCAAUGAACUGUUUGGUGUUGCCCUAACACGUGUUGGUGUGUGGAGGAAUGUCAGAAUGCAGAGUGAAAGGAGAAGAGUUUCCCUACUGUACCUAGGUGUAUGGAUCUGGGAUGACAACUAAUCUAGCAAUAGUUCAACUUCUGUACCUUUCGCUUGAGAAUCAGAAGCAUUUCUUCAAGAUUACUGCAUUUAAGGAUUAAAUCCUUACUGGCUGGUUGUUCCCCUCUUUGUUUGUCAGGUUUAAACUGUGUCUCAUAAAUCACAGUUUCACUGUGAUGAACAUAAAUUGCAUAAAACUGCAAUACUAGGUAAGAUGAAAUCUCCUUCUAGCUCUGUUGUGCCUCUGCUGUUGGCCUGUUGUAGAUGUCUAGAAUCAUGGAAUAACUCAGGUUGGAAGGGACCUCUGGAAGUCUCUGCUACAGCCUCCUGCUCAAAGCAAAUCCAGCUAGAUCAGGUUGUCCAUGGCCUUGUCCAGCUGAGUUUUGAAUAUCUCCGAAGAUGGAGGUUCCACAACUCUUCUGGUCCCAGUUCCAGUGUUUGGCCACCCACGUGGUGAAAACACUUCGUAUACCUAAGAAGAGCUUUGCAUGCUGCAGCCUGUGUCCAUCGCCUCUUGUCCUGUCACUGUGCACCUCCAAGAAGAGUCUGGCUCUGCCUUCUCUGCCCCCUCCUAUUAGGUAGUUGAAGACACCAGUAAGAUUUCCACCUUUGCCUUCUUUUCUCAAGUCCAAACCAACCUGGUUCUGUGUCUCACCUUGAAUUUUAUGUGCUCAAGCCCCCAGGGCAUCAACUGGGGUUGCUCCAGGAUGUCAGUGUAUGUCUUGUACUGAGGAGCCCAAAACUGGACACACACUCCAGAUAUGCUCUCACAAAUGCUGAAUGGAGUGGAAGACAAAUCACUUUCCUUGACCUGCUGGCUACGCUUUUGAAAGUACAGCCGAGUACGUGGCUGGUCCUCUUUGCUGCAAGGACACGCUGCUGACUCACGUUCAGCUGCUCUGAGUAUAGUGUGAGAAAUGGAGUGGCAAAGUGACCUGGAAAUAUUCUGGGUUGCAUUUGCACAUAUGCAACCAGCUCGUCCUUCUCUUCCAAGAAAGAGUGCCAAAUGGGGUCUUCCAGCUUUUUGAGCAGGAAGCAGUGCUUGAGGGGUGCUGAUCACUUUUAUAAAUGUCUUGUGCUUUACCUUAGCAAAUGAUAGUUUCAAUUCAGUGUGGAGCUUUACUUUGAACUUCUACCUUGAUCCAAAAAUCUUAUGGAUUGUUUUUACUCCUGCUGCUAGUAAGCUAGACUUGGGCAUUAAGAAUGAACCUCUAAAAGGAACGUGACUAGCUUCAUGGUUUGGUCAUUACAGUACAUUGAGCUUUUGCAUUUGCAGAUGUCAUCUGGCAGCAAAUGAUCUGUCUUUCCAUGCCAACCAGCCUCUCAGAUAGCUCUUGUUUCUGCUCUCCUCUCACAAUUUCUUUCCUCUGUUUGUAGUUGUUUCUAUCCAUUCCAGAGUCCUUUAAUCCGGGUCCUAACUUAAUGCCUUUGCUUGAAGGUCUGUAUCUGGUGAGAAGCUGUGUUAGGUUGCAAGAACAGAUUUUUCAGUUAUGUAACUUCUUGUUUUCUUCCGGGUGAAAAAAUAUUUCAAAGCUGCUAUUCCUAUAGCAUACACUACUGCUGUAAAGGGUCGCUUGCGAUGGAGCCAGUUGUCGUGCUGCAGAAUAUAGUUACACUACAAGGUCACCUGGCGUGCUGGAGCUGAUGCGUUUGGGAAGUGAUGCUUUCUGGCAUUUUGGUCUGCAUCUGAUGAAAACGCAGCUGUGACUUGGUGUUAGAGCGUCUCCCUGUAUGCGGCUGUCUAGUGGCAAUUUGACUGUAACUAGUUAGAUCAGCAGACGUUGUCUUUGCUAGGUGCAUUAUGUGCAGGACAGAGUAUGAGCUUGUUCACACAGGUGUGUAUAUAUACGUAUAUAGUAAUCAAAAGUGGAAACCAUCUAGCUGCGAGGGUGGGCUUUCUCUGUUAGAUUCAGUCUUUCACGGAGCAGUAAUAUGGCAAUGAACAUUUUACAUUGGACUGAGCAAGACAUUUUGAAAAAUACUAGCUUUUCUUGGAGCACUAUAUUUAAAUUCCAAAAUUUUAAUCAACUUGACUUUUAACCUUUGUAUUUAUGAUACCUGAAAAUUCUUUUGAUACCUUUUCAAUUUACCGACCCUGAAUUAAAACCCUUCAGAAUAUAUGGCUGGUCCUCUCCUUAUAUGUCACUUUAGUUUCGGAGCCUGGGGGUAGCUGUGCCAAGCCUCCCCCUUCGCUCUCAAGGUCAGAGAAACCAUUGGCGAUUCUGGGUGGCAGCUAAGGAAGAAACCUUUUAAAUAUUUUUUUCAGAGAAUAUUAAAUUAGAUCUGUGUAAACAUAAAUUUUAUAUUUAUUAAUGUGUGCGUGCGUGUGUGUGUGUAAAUAUAGAUAUAUAAAUGGUCCAUGACUAUUUCUUUCUCUUAAAUGGUACUUUACACAGACUUUUUAUACAGUAUGUUGGUAAAUUCCCACACCAGGCACUGAAUCUGAAGAAAUGAUGUACCUAUUUUUGUAAGAAACGUGGGCAGCCUGUAGAAGCAGCUUUACUUCAGCGAUGGCUUUCGUUCCCCUCCCAGAGCAGAAGAGCCCCUUUGGUGCUUGCAUCCUCCUUGGGCAGGAGCCCUGCUUCGGCGAUGCUCUGCGUCCAGCCCCAGCCCGUGCUGUUGUGCCGGCAAGGAGAUCCCCCAACGGCACUAAUGAAAGCGGGAAUCCUUGCUAGGCUCAGCUUCCCUCUAGAUGCCGUGUCUGGAAGCUCUUUACAGAUUCUGCUCUGUAACUAAUGGGACCUUAUUUCUAACACAAAUUAAUAGAGGGUCCAUGACGAUGCUGUAAGGCUGAGGAAUUGCUCCCUGUCUCUCUAUCGGGUGGCUGAGCGAACGCUUGGGCACUAUGAAAUAGUGUCUUUUCUGCUGUGGUGAGAUUGUGUUCCUCUUACGAUGCUUCUGUCUCUCUUUAUGGGGCCCGCGGUGUAGCUAUCCCUUUAAAAACAAAUAUAUAAGCGCUUUUCUAGUGUUCCCAUUCGCAGAGAGUAAAUUUUACCUAGUCAGUCAAAUUUCAGGCCUGGUUUAACUCCAUGCGGAUUACAGCAUUUGCAUAAGUGUGGAUUUUGACCCACUUGGGCCUUUGGAGAACUACUCAAAAAAGCAGAUUAUACUUGGCUUCUUAAUCCUAAGAGCUCUCUUUAAAAAGUCAGAAUGUGUUUCUCUGUAAGGACCGGAGUGAAUGCUUUUCCUAGGUUUCUGCUGACUAUCUGUGAUAGGGUUUGAUACCUAAGGGAGGACAAGCCUGGUGAUGCCUUCGGAGCCAGCGUCCUGGCCCUGACCUCGGCACCUUAUUCAUGAUCUAGACCAUUCAGUCUCGCUUCUGCCCCCCUCGGUUUUGUUUAAAGCAGUCCAAAGCAGACCCUUCCUUAGAGGUAAGGGCAACGUUGAGGAGAAAUGUCUGUUAGCCGAAAAAAAAAGAGAGAGAUUUAAAUUGAGCAGAAAAGAUGAGGUUUCCUUCUGUUUCAUUACCUUGCUGCUAAGUCUGGUGCAGAACAUCGUGCCAUCGUUCUGAUUUAUGCGCCGCUCUUUGGAUGUGGACAGGCUGCUAAGCAGGCAAGCUGGCUCUGCAGCAAGGGAAUCGCUGUAAACCUGAACUCCCUGUGUCUCCUUCCCCCUCAAAUGGUCUCGCAGUGCAGGGAGCCAGAGCACCGUUGUUUGUAAGAUCUUUUGAUGGAAAAAACAGCGAAUGUGCAAGUUUUACUUAAAUAUACCAGUAUGGAAAACUGAACCAUGGAAAAACAGAAUGGUUCAAAAAAUGGAAUGAUUUUUAACAUGCAGAAUUCGUCUGAGACAGCGUGUCGUCGUGGGAUCCGGCGCGCCGUUCCCAGCGUGGGGAAGGCGGCGGUGCCCAACCCGCUCGCCGGCCCCUGCGAACGGGAGAGCAGCGGUCAACUCGUGCCCGCAGCCAUCCGAGGGACUGCUAAAGGCUGCUCAGAGAUGACUCGAAAUGCAUGUGCAAGCGACGGAUGACAAAGCUGGAAGUUCUGAUCAGAUUUGGAAUAUUUGCUUUUUUUAAAAAAGAAAAAAAAAUCCGUCUGCCCCGGUUGUACGUGGACGCGCUCCCGCCGAGCCCUUCGGCCCUGGAAUACCUCACUGGUUUGACAGAGCUUUUGACUGUUUUUGCUACAGAGAUCUGAAGGGGAACCGCUCCCCUUUCACAUAGAUUUGGCACUUAAUUUAAGGGAUCUUACGGGGGGAGGGCGGGGAGGGGGAGACCUAAAGCCAUGCUUGCAUUUCAGUUCCUGGUUUUGCCUGUACAAGACACCUCCAGCCAGAUAUUUUUUUUUUUAACAGCUGAUAUCAAAAGUAUUUUUUGGUGACUUGUGUUCGUAAUCAGUGCUUUUUAAAAAGCAGGUGUGUAUCCCAAAGGAGAAAGCUCCUUCUGGGGCCAUGGGGGUGAAUUUCGGCAUCUCUCUCCGGCCGCGGUGCAGCACUGCCCCGUGAGAUGCUCGAGGACACGCGGUGACCGCGCGGCUCCCGGGCGGGCUGGGACCGUGCCCGGCCGUGCCGAGGGGCUGCUGCCGCCGGAGAGGGAAGUACCGGCAUCCACGGAGCAGGACAUCAAAUGGGAUACAGUGUUUUUUGUUUUGUUUUUUUAAAUACGGAGCCAUACUUUUUUUUUAAGUAAUUUGAGAUCUGAAUGUGAUUUCUAAUGUAUCAAGAACGUUAAUAUUUUAAAGCUAUAACAAAGUUUUAAAUUUCUACUAUUUUUUUUUCAUUUAUUUUAACUGUUCUGUUACCUUAAUUUGAUGUAUGUGGUUGGGGAGUGUUGCUUCUCCUCUUAGCAUUUGUUUCUAUAACCAGAAAUAAAAUUAUAUAUGAAAGAGAA
Molecule: messenger RNA, 12662 nt
Organism: Dromaius novaehollandiae (emu)
Lineage: Eukaryota; Metazoa; Chordata; Aves; Casuariiformes; Dromaiidae
Gene: FOXK1
Product: forkhead box K1
Exons: 9
Coding region: 82-2055 (657 amino acids)
Biological process (GO): regulation of transcription by RNA polymerase II
Molecular function (GO): RNA polymerase II cis-regulatory region sequence-specific DNA binding; protein binding; DNA-binding transcription factor activity, RNA polymerase II-specific
Source: RefSeq, a predicted model, not a curated record